Molecule: messenger RNA, 6564 nt
Organism: Parasteatoda tepidariorum (common house spider)
Lineage: Eukaryota; Metazoa; Arthropoda; Arachnida; Araneae; Theridiidae
Molecular function (GO): glutamate synthase (NADH) activity; oxidoreductase activity, acting on the CH-NH2 group of donors, NAD or NADP as acceptor; FMN binding
Source: RefSeq, a predicted model, not a curated record
GCUAUUGAUACUAUUUUGAGAUAUUGCUGUAAUAUCUUGCAAAUUAUCUUUUGAGUAGAAAUGAUAUCUAUGAAGAUUCCGAUCUUUUUUAAGUAUCAUAGAUAAACUUAUCAUUUAAGUACCUUUCUGAAUGAAUGAUGCAACUAUUCCGUGUAGACAUUCGUAAUCUAAUUAUUUUAUUCAAAGAUAUGAUAACUUUCUUCAAAGUAACUUACCAUUUGGUAAAAGUUAGAAAGAAGAAUUUAUCUGAUGAUUUGCAUUUAUGGGGUUACAAGGAUUACCACCAAAGCAAGGUCUAUAUGAUCCCCAGUUUGAAAAAGAAGCUUGUGGUGUUGGUUUUGUUGUAAAUAUCAAUGGGAUAGCUUCACACAAACUAAUUCAAGAUGCUGAAACCAUAUCUAAGCGCCUGGAGCACAGAGGGGCUCGAGCUGGGGAUAACAACACUGGUGAUGGUGCUGGCAUUAUGACAUCCAUUCCACACGAGUUUUAUCGACUUUCAUUAAGGAAAGAGUUGCGUGUUGAUUUACCACCAAAAGGAAAAUAUGCAACUGGUAUUAUUUUUAUGGAAUCAUCUGAAGAGACUAGCGUAAAAUAUCAUUUUGAAAAAAUUGUUGAAGAAGUUGGCUUACAAGUUUUAUGCUGGAGAAAUAUUGAAGUUGAUAAUAGCUCUCUUGGUGCAGUUGCCAAAUCAUCUGAACCAAUGAUGCAGCAAAUUUUUAUAACUGCAGAGAAUUUAAAUAAUAAAACCUUCAAAGAAAAGGUGUACCUCUUACAAAAAUCUUCUACUCAUCGAUUGCAAAAGUAUUUCACUUGUUUUUACAUUUGCAGUUUAUCCACAGAAACUGUUGUUUACAAAGGACAGCUUACUUCAUCACAAUUGUGGUCCUAUUUUAAAGAUCUACAAGAUACUAGUUACACUACUUACUUAGCCAUUGUACAUGCUCGGUUUUCAACCAACACUUUUCCUACUUGGGAUAGAGCUCAUCCAUUAAGAUAUUUAGCUCAUAAUGGGGAAAUCAAUACUUUGCAUGGUAAUGUAAAUCUGAUGAGGGCACGAGAAGGUGUGAUGAAAAGCUCCAUAUAUAAAGAUGACUUGAAAAAGAUAUUUCCUGUUGUUGAACCAAAUAUGUCUGACUCAGGAAGUUUGGAUAAUGUUUUAGAAUUUCUAGUUAUGGCUGGUCACCGCUCUUUACCUGAAGCUGUUAUAACUAUGCUUCCUGAAGCUUGGCAGAAAGAUGAAUUGAUGAUUGUCCAUAAAAAGCAUUUCUAUCAAUGGAGUUCGUGCGUCAUGGAACCCUGGGAUGGACCUGCAUUAGUAACAUUUACUGAUGGUCGAUAUGUUGGUGCUAUUUUGGAUAGAAACGGUUUGCGACCAUCCCGUUAUUACAUAACAAAUGAUGAUCAUGUUAUUAUGGCCAGUGAAGUUGGUGUGUUAGACUUUGAAAAUGAAAAUAUCAAAUUGAAGGGGCGCUUACGACCCGGGCGCAUGCUUCUGGUUGAUACUAAAGAACACCUUUUUAGAAGAGACGAUGAAGUUAAAGUUGAAAUUGCACAUCAAAGACCCUUAAAGCGAUGGCUUGAAGAACUGGUGACUCUAGAAAAACUAAAGUCUGCUACACCAAUACGAGGGAGAAAGAUGAGUUUUCCUGUGUCUGAUGUCAUGAAAGAUCGACGAUUGCCUCUCUUUGGCUAUACAAUCGAAGCUGUGACUUUAUUAUUACUGCCUAUGAUACAAAACGGGAAAGAGGCUUUAGGAUCUAUGGGUAAUGAUGCACCACCAGCUUGUUUGUCUCAAUAUCACCCAUUAGUUUAUGAUUAUUUUAAGCAGCUUUUUGCACAAGUAACAAAUCCUCCAAUAGAUCCAUUCCGAGAAGAUAUUGUACUUUCUUUGGCUUGUCCUAUAGGUCCAACUUUUAAUAUGCUUGAACCUAAUGCAAAACAAUGUCAAAGGCUAUGGCUUGAACACCCCAUUCUAACUUUGAGGGACAUGGCUGCCAUCAAAGUUACAGAUUUUAAUGGAUGGAAGACAAAAAUUGUUGAUAUCGUCUAUCCUGUGGAAAAUGGAAGUGAAGGCUUAGUACCUGCUAUUGAUCAGAUUUGUUUAGAAGCAUACACUGCUGCAAAAGAGGGAUACAGUUUCAUAGUAUUAUCUGAUAGAAAAGCUGAUGAACGCCAUGUGCCUGUUAGUGCUUUGCUUGCUUUGGGAGCUGUUCAUCUUCAUCUAGUAAAAGAACGACAGCGUAUGAAAGUUGGACUUAUUGUAGAGACUGGUGAAGCACGAGAAGUUCAUCAAUUGUGUGUUCUUUUAGGCUAUGGUGCAGAUGCGAUAUGCCCGUAUUUGGUUUAUGAUAUUGCCUUUGGAAUCAAUUUAGAAUUGCCUUUUAGCCUUGCAAUCAGUACAGAAGUAAUUGAAGCCAAUUAUAUAAAAGCUCUGUCCAUUGGCAUCUCCAAGGUUAUGGCUAAGAUAGGAAUUUCUACUCUGCAAAGUUAUAAAGGGGCCCAUAUUUUUGAAGCAUUGGGAUUAGAUUAUGAUGUUAUUGAUAAAUGUUUUCAAAAUACACCUUCAAGAAUCAGUGGGGUUAAUUUUGAAGUACUUGCUCAAGAGGCAAUGGAGCGUCAUCACUUUGCAUUUUGUGCAAGUAAUGGAGAUAAUGAAAUUCUGAGAAAUCCAGGUUUUUACCAUUGGAGAAGCGGUGGUGAAGCUCAUGUAAAUGAUCCUCAAAGUGUUGCCAAUCUACAGGAGGCUGUUCGAACAAAGUCUCAAAAUGCUUAUGAGCGCUAUGUUGAAAGUACCAUGGACAGUGUUCGUGAAUGCACUCUCAGAGGACAAUUAGAAAUGAUGUUUCAAAAUAAGGGAGCUCUUCCAUUAUCAGAAAUUGAGCCUGCAGCAGAAAUAGUGAAACGAUUUGUUACUGGAGCUAUGAGUCUUGGUAGUAUUUCAGCUGAAACCCAUGAAACCUUAGCCAUCUCAAUGAAUCGUAUUGGUGGGAAAUCCAAUACUGGGGAAGGAGGUGAAAGCGCAGAGCGAUGGAGCUCUGCUGAUAUAUUACAGAAUAAACGAUCUGCAAUUAAGCAAGUGGCAUCAGGGAGAUUUGGAGUGACUAUAGGCUACUUAGCAAAUGCAGAUGAAAUUCAAAUAAAAAUGGCUCAAGGUGCAAAACCUGGUGAAGGUGGAGAGCUUCCUGGCCAUAAGGUUUCCGAAGAAAUUGCUGAAUGUCGUCAUUCAACUCCUGGAGUUGGUCUUAUAAGUCCCCCUCCUCAUCAUGACAUCUAUUCUAUUGAAGAUCUAUCAGAAUUAAUAUAUGAUUUAAAAUGUGCAAAUCCAUCUGCUCGUAUAUCAGUGAAGCUUGUGUCGGAAGUUGGUGUUGGUAUUGUUUCUUCAGGAGUAGCUAAAGCUAAAGCUGAACAUAUUACUAUAUCUGGUCAUGAUGGAGGAACUGGUGCAAGUAGUUGGACUGGUAUAAAAGGAGCUGGAUUACCAUGGGAAUUAGGAAUCGCAGAAACCCAUCAAACCCUUGUUUUAAAUGAUCUUCGUUCGCGAGUCAUAUUGCAAGCUGACGGGCAACUAAGGACAGGAUUUGAUGUUAUGGUUGCUGCUCUAUUAGGAGCUGAUGAAUUUGGAUUUUCGACUGCACCUUUAAUAGCACUUGGUUGUACAAUGAUGAGAAAAUGCCAUUUAAAUACAUGUCCUGUAGGCAUUGCUACUCAGGAUCCAGUUUUACGAAAAAAGUUUGCUGGAUUACCUGAACAUGUAGUAAAUUAUUUCUUUUUCUUAGCGGAAGAAGUCAGAACAUACAUGUCCAAACUGCAUAUAAAACAAUUUCAAGAUUUAAUUGGCCGAGCAGAUCUGUUAAAGAUUUAUAAAAAUAAAAGAAAUAAAAAGGCUUCUCAUCUUGACUUUCAUUCCCUUUUAAAGUGUGCAAGAUCCUUACGAACUAAUACAGUACCAGUUGGUGGAAGCAUUAAACAUGACUUUGAGUUGCACAACAGAUUAGAUAAUAAAGUUAUUGAAAAAUAUUUUGAAACUUGGAAGGAAUCCUCAAACACUGAAAAAAAGCAUUUGUCCAUGACUUUAGACAUUACAAAUCGAGAUAGAACAUUUGGUACUACACUAAGCUAUCAUAUUGCUAAAGAAUAUGGAGACCAAGGUUUGCCAGAUAAUUCAAUUCAACUUUAUGUGAAAGGAUCUGCAGGACAAAGCUUCUGUGCUUUUCUCAUUAAAGGAGUUUCUGUCUAUUUGGAAGGUGAUGCUAAUGAUUGUGUAGCAAAAGGCCUUACUGGUGGUGAAGUCAUAUUAUAUCCCCCAAAAGAUAUGGCUCCUACUUUCAAAUCCGAGUUGAAUGUCAUUGCAGGGAAUGCUUGUCUUUAUGGUGCCACAUCAGGAAAAGCUUUCAUUAGGGGAAUUGUAGCUGAAAGAUUUGCUGUUAGAAACUCUGGAGCAUUUGCAAUCAAUGAAGGUGUUGGUGACCAUGGUUGUGAAUAUAUGACAGGUGGAAAAGUUGUUGUAUUAGGGUUAACAGGUAGAAACUUUGCUGCUGGUAUGUCUGGUGGGAUUGCUUAUGUUUAUAACAAGACUGGUAAUUUUGAAUCGCAAUGUAAUAAGGAUAUUGUAGAUUUACUUCCUGUAAGAGAUGUAGAAGAUAUAGAAUUCCUAAAAGAUUUCAUUUUAGAGUUUCAUACAAAGACUGGUUCAGAAGUUGCAAAGUUCAUCCUGGAUUCUUGGGAAGUUUCUGUGAAGCGUUUUGUUAAGGUUUUUCCUAAAGACUAUCAGAGAGCUCUGAAAGAGAAACGUGCUAGGCUUGCUCAACCACCGAGUAUCACCAAAGAAGCAGAGGCUAUUCCAGUCACAAAUGGUACACAGACUGAUGACAUUGAAGAUAUCUUGAAAAUAAGUGGUCCAAUUGAUAAAACUAAGGGCUUCAUAAAGUAUAGGCGUGUGAAAUCUAAUUACAGACCUGCUGAAGAGAGAAUGCUUGAUUACAACGAGAUUUAUGACCAUAAAAAUGUUAGAAAGACCCUGAAAGUACAGGCAGCAAGGUGUAUGGAUUGUGGUGUGCCAUUUUGUCAGUCUAAGAGUGGGUGCCCAUUAGGAAAUAUUAUUCCUAAGUGGAACGACUUGGUUUAUCAGGAUAACUGGAAAGAAGCUUUGGAUCAGCUACUUCUAACAAAUAAUUUUCCUGAGUUUACUGGACGUGUCUGCCCAGCACCUUGUGAAUCUGCAUGCGUCCUGGCUCUCAUUGAACCGGCUGUAACUAUUAAGAAUAUUGAGUGUGCCAUCAUUGAAAAAGCAUUUGAAAGUGGAUGGAUGGUGCCCAAACCUCCUCCUUCAAGAUCUGGUUUUAGUGUCGUCAUAGUAGGAAGUGGACCUGCUGGCUUAGCUGCAGCUUCCCAAUUGAAUAAAGUUGGGCAUACUGUGACAGUGUAUGAAAAGAAUAGGCAAGUUGGUGGUCUGUUACGAUAUGGCAUACCUAGCAUGAAGCUUAGCCGAGAGGUAAUUGAUCGCCGAAUUGAUCUAUUAAAGAGGGAAGGAAUUAAUUUUCAAACUAAUCAAGAUGUAGCAAAAAAUUUAGAUGGCCUUUUCAACUAUGAUGCAAUUUUGUUAGCGGUUGGAUCUACAAGACCGAGAGAGCUGCCAAUAUCUGGUCGCAAUUUGAAAGGCAUAUUUUUUGCCAUGGAUUACUUAGAAGAAGCACAAAAGCAUCAAGAAGAUCGCCAUGAUGUUCUUGGUAAAGCUCAUGGAAAAGAUGUUAUUGUUAUUGGCGGUGGGGAUACUGGUGUUGAUUGUAUUGCCACUGCUGUUAGGGAGGGUGCUAAAAGCGUAACAACACUGGAACUGCUUUCACAACCCCCAGAUUUCCGGCCUAAAGGUAAUUUAUGGCCCCAUGUAUCAAGAGCCAUCAAAGUAGAAUAUGGGCAUGCUGAUGUGAAAGCUAAAUAUGGAAAAGACCCUAGGCAAUACAAUUUGUUACCACUGGAAUUCUUAAAUGAUGGAUCUGGUAAUGUUUGUGGUAUUAGAGCACAUCUUACAGACUGGAAAAAAGAUAAAUUUGGACGGUGGGAAGCUCACAAAUUGUCAGAUUCUGAGACUAUCUUGAAAGCUGACUUGGUUUUAUUAGCUCUUGGUUUUCUAGGACCAGAGACAGAUUUGCUUCAAUUGAUGAACGUAGAAUUAGAUUUGAGGUCUAGCGUUAAAACGCCCCAGGGUCGUUACAACACUUCAAUUCCUCGUGUCUAUGCAGCUGGAGAUUGCCGAAUGGGACAGUCUUUGGUAGUUAAUGCUAUAGCAGAAGGAAGACAAGCUGCUCGUCAAAUCGACGAUGACUUAAUGAAUGGGUCUUGUCUAGCUGGGCCAGGAGGAUUGAUUUACCUUAAAAAACACUGCCAAUGAGUUUAGAAAUAGUAUUAUUUUAUUAGAGUUUUAUAUUUAUUUUAGAUGAAUUUUAUGUUGGACAAAUGGUCUCCGAUACAAGUAUUGGGAUUCAGUUGUUUUAUUCUGCAUUUUAUAAUAUUUUCAGAACUUUUCUGUUUGAAGUUGUUUUAAUAAAGGAAAGACCUUUGGUUUCA